AAAGACGGGAAAUGCUGUGUGAAAAUAGCAAUCCAAAAGUUCUUAGCAAACUGCAGCCAGAGGGACUCAGACUAGAAUGGAGGUAGGAAGAACUGGGACAGAGUGGGCUUAAUCCUAAGCUUUUCUUUGGGCUGAGUUUCUGUUGCUUGUUAACUUAGGGCAUUUACAGAUAGAUGUAUCACUCACUGGUGGUGUGGAGGCUGGGGCAGAACCAACAUCAACGUACUGAGCUAGAGUUUGGAAUACCAGUGUGUGUGCAUUCAGAGUGUUUUUAUUAAAGGAGACCAAGAGCCUAGCACAGAUCUUACCUUCAUCACCUAACUGCAAAACCAGAAGUUAAGAAGCAGCAUCUUAAAGGCGCUUUUCUAGAGAGAAGUCUUGAGAUGGCUCUGAAUAAUUGUUCCCACCUGAACCUGGAAGUGGACCCUUUCCUGUACUGCAACAACACCGUCAAUCAAAGUCUGAAUCCCCCCAAGAUGGACAACUGGUUCUACCCAGGAAUCAUUUACGUCAUCCCCGCAGUUUAUGGGGUUAUCAUCGUGAUAGGCCUCAUUGGCAACAUCACCCUGAUCAAGAUCUUCUGCACAGUCAAGUCCAUGCGAAACGUGCCAAACCUGUUCAUCUCUAGCCUGGCUUUGGGAGACCUGCUGCUACUGGUAACCUGCGCCCCUGUGGAUGCCAGCAAGUACCUGGCUGACAGAUGGUUAUUUGGCAGGAUUGGCUGCAAACUGAUCCCCUUCAUACAGCUUACCUCAGUGGGGGUGUCUGUCUUCACACUUACAGCGUUGUCCGCAGACAGGUACAAAGCCAUUGUGCGGCCAAUGGAUAUCCAGGCAUCACACGCCCUGAUGAAGAUCUGUCUCAAAGCUGCCUUGAUCUGGAUCGUCUCUAUGCUGUUGGCCAUCCCAGAGGCUGUGUUUUCUGACCUCCAUCCCUUCCAUGUGAAAGAUACCAACCAAACCUUCAUUAGCUGUGCCCCCUACCCACACUCUAAUGAGCUGCACCCUAAAAUUCACUCUAUGGCUUCCUUUCUGGUUUUCUACAUUAUCCCACUGUCAAUCAUCUCUGUCUACUACUACUUCAUUGCCCGAAAUCUGAUUCAGAGUGCCUACAAUCUCCCCGUGGAAGGCAAUAUACAUGUCAAGAAGCAGAUUGAAUCCCGCAAGCGGCUUGCCAAGACAGUACUGGUGUUUGUGGGCCUCUUUGCCUUCUGCUGGCUCCCCAACCAUGUCAUCUACCUGUACCGCUCCUACCACUACUCUGAGGUAGACACCUCCAUGCUCCACUUUGUCACCAGCAUCUGUGCCCGCCUCCUGGCCUUCACCAACUCCUGUGUGAACCCUUUUGCCCUCUAUCUGCUGAGCAAGAGCUUCAGGAAGCAGUUCAACACUCAGCUCCUCUGCUGCCAGCCCGGCCUGAUGAACCGGUCCCACAGCACUGGCAGAAGUACCACCUGCAUGACCUCCUUCAAGAGCACCAACCCCUCGGCCACCUUCAGCCUCAUCAAUGGGAACAUCUGUCAUGAGGGGUAUGUCUAGACUAACUUCUCAACCUUGCCUCCUAAAGGACUCCAGAUCUUGUUUUAUGGAUGGCCAGGAGCCCUGCCAUUGGUUGUUAUCUCUAUACCUUCCAAAGACCCUUCAGGAGGCUGAGCGAUUCAGAUGGGUAGGAGAGAUAUCCAAAUGCAUCAAUCACUAGUGUAUCUCAAAGGAAGCCAGCAGGCUUCAUUUUCUGUCUCAAUUUGGGAGGGCUUCUUCAGAUGGAGAUCAAAUCUUCCUGUUAAAAAGAAGGAACAAAUUGGACAUUAUUAUUCAAAGCACCAAGCCCUGCUAUGCAAGUGUCGUCAGUUAAGUCAUAGAAAUUAUGUGAACAAAGAGAGCAGAGAAAUCACGCGUUGGAUAUCUACUCUGUGAAAGAUUUUAUUUAAACAGAAGCUGAUUGCUUUCAAAACAUGGCUUGACUCUUUUUUCCAGAAAUAUCUAUAAUAUGUAAACCAAGGGACAACUUUAAUUUACAUUCCUAAAAUGAGAAGCCAACUCUUUUAAGAAAGAGUCCCAUGUGUGAGGAAUGGACUUCAUUUAUAACAUUGGAAGCAGUGUAAUAUAAAACAAACCUCUAAAUAUUGACUUUUUAAAAGAUGUUGCUGAGGACACAGGAGAAACACCCAAUAUAAAAUGUUAAGGCAAAAUACAACCAAACACAUAGAUCCAUGUAUGGAUAUAGAGCAACAGCUUGUGGUCAGACUUUUUGUUUCAUAGAAAUUCUAAUUUUCGUUAACCCAUGGAGGGGAAAUCCUUCUGUGGGAAAAAACUGCUCAUUUUAUCAAAGUAACAAUUAUUUAUAAAUGUAUAAAGGAUGGCGUUUAUUCUUGGUAUACAUGUUUUAAAUCAAGUAUAUUUACUUAGACUUAAUUUCCUUGUUAUGGUGAAACAGUACUUUCAAUAAGAGAAAGAUCAUAACUGUAGAGAAAAAAAUCAUGUUUAUAUUGGAUGUAUAGUUUCCCUAAAGUGUGUGGAGGAAAUUAAUAUAGUUUUAGUAACAUGAAUUUGUGUCUGAGUAUGUGUAAAAAAAGUCACAGGAACCUUAAAUUUUUAAACUGACUAAAACAGGUACAUUUUCAUUUCUAUUUAAAAAUAACGUGUAUGAAAUAGCCUGCAUGCAGAAAAAGACUGGCCUGGUAGCUCCAUCUAUCUAAAUACACAGAAAGGACUUUGUAAAGUUUGAACUAUCUUACUUGAGAAAUCCUGGUUUGACUUUUUCUGAACUUAAAGAUGGGCCAAUUCUGACAGACUGAAUAUGCAGACUCACUUGACUCUAAAUCCAAGUUGUACAAGUGUUUCCUAAUGUGUAUCCCUUAAAUCCUAAGGCAAUUUUAGUUCCAGCUUUCUCUGCCUGGGUGAGAUAUAAACAGCAAGCACAUAGCACAUAAAAAAAAGCUUUCUGUCGGUUGAUGCAGGGAAGUACUGGCUGGCUGUGAAGCUUUAGGCAUUAGGACCAAGACAGUGUAAGGAUCUGUGCUUACAAUUGUACCAGCUGGAACAAAAUCUCUUCAUUCCCACUUUCUCUGGGCUUUUAUGUACUAUAAACACCAGCUUUUCUGGUAGUCCUUAAUUACAUUGCACUGUUUGAAAAGCAAGACACACAGUGGAGGUAAAAGAACCAAGUUGUCUUGCUAUCCCAACUUCAUCUCUAGCUAUAUGACGUUGGCUAUCCAUUUUUUCUCCCCUAGGCUUCCCUUUCAUGUUUAAAAUGAGAUGACAGAGCUAAGUCCCUUCUAGUGCUAAGAUCCUCCGAGUCUCUUCAUUUCCUCCAGUUAUGCCUUGAAAGCAUGUGUGGCCCAUCUCCUUACAGUUAGUACACUUCUGUUUCUCUUACAACCGCAAGUCAUUGGAGACCCCUGCACCCACUCUUCCAUGCUCCCGUGCACAUGGGCAGGAUGAAUGGAGCUAGGUUGUUCUGCUACCAAGGACUCCUUGACAUCACUCACAUGAAUAAAGGGCCAUGAGCUUGUGCUGUUUUAGAAUUAGAGCUGAAAGAUACAUAAGAAAACGUGUGGCUCAGGCUUCUCCUUAUUCAAGGGGAACUCUUGUUCUUCGCUCUUCUUUUAGCUUUCACACACAUGUUCUCUUGAAAUACUGUGUCACAACUUUGCUCUUUUGUCUCAACCCUUCAAAAGCCUUGAACAUAAAUGGCUCCAUGCCUAGAUAGCUGCUAACAUAGAUGGGAUGUCUAGAAUUCUGGCAUAUGGAAUUUGCGAUAGUAGUUUUAGCAUCUCUGAUAUACCUGCUUCUAGAGAUGUUUCCAGAACAGGAUUCAGCCUCCUGUCUCCUUCAGUUAACAUCAGGGCACAGACAGAGCAUCUCUUUACUAGCCACUAGACAAACAGUGUGUCCUAAGGCAAAUCUUGUUUCUUCCUUGUGACUUGUAGAUGAAAGAUUUGGAGGGAGUUUUUUGGCAGCCAGUGACCCAAACUGAUUAAACAUAGAGUGAAUUAAAUAAUGGGUUGAGCUGGACCUUCUUAUUAGGAAAGACUUAAUUGGUCCAUCCCCUCUCUAACUAAAUUUAAGUUUUAUUUUAAAAUCAAGAACCUAAAAUCAUAUGAUAAACCUGAGACCCAUAUAGUGUCCCUUCUCUGCCAGGGCAGAACACACAGGGGUUGGAGCUGAACCAUUUCAUGCCUGGCUUCCAAAGAUAAUCACGUUUAGCACUUAUGUCUUUGGUGAAGGAAAAAAAAAUCAAUUUUUGCUGUGGAAAACCAUCUGUGUUUAUUCAAUUGACAGAUACUACCUUUCAAUCUAUCUUAAAUUGAGCCUCCCCAAGGCAGGCAGCUCAACAGUGAUAGAUUAAGCAAUAAACAAAGCAGUCUCCCUACCAAGGGCUGCUGUUGGCAGAGAGGUACAGCUGCCAUUGGGAGUGAUAUUCGGCAGCAAGAUCAUCCUCCCUGGUAAGUGCAGACAAGGUUCCUCCCUGCUGAUGAUUUUAUGAUUCCCCAUAAAUGUGGAUGGCUCAACCCAGUUCUUCUGGCUGCUCUCACUUCCCCACUGAAUCUAGCUUUCUGUCUCAUUAGCAAAGCCUCUUUGCCCCACUAAUAAUUUGGUUCUUCAGCUUAGAGAUCGGAGAGCCUGUAGGGAAACUAUUCGGAAGCUGCUACAGACAAAGUAGCCUCAUCUUGUUAGCAAUGUGCACACUAAAGAGAAGUAAAUGAACUUGACUGUAAGAUGUGGGAGAACUUGGGUUAUAAAGUUCUUGUUGCCGCCAAGAGGAGCAGUUGGUUAUUGGUUGCCCAGCCUCAUCAUAUGUCAGAUGGCUUCUAGUAAAAGGGAUUAUCUUUGUUUGGAGAAUGACGUGUUGAAUGACAUCCUCAUCUGUGGGCUAAAAGGUGGGUAAGUCACUUUCCCCAGAAGCCAGAUAGAAACAAUUGCCCUGAGGACCUGACUCUAUGAGGACUGAUUGAACAGUGUACCCCAAAUCAUGGUAAAAGUGGGGAGAUACACACUUUCUUGCCAUUGGAUCUCUUCACCUCCACACUGGGAGGGAGUGGUUGUGAGAGAAUGGAUUAUAGAACUAGCCGUGAGGUUCGGGGAGAAACAGAGUAUUUUUUUUUUUUUGAGACAGGGUUUCUCUGUGUAGCUUUGUGCCUUUCCUGGAACUCACUUUGUAGACCAGGCUGGCCUGGAACUCACAGAGAUCCGUCUGCCUCUGCCUCCCGAGUGCUGGGAUUAAAGGCGUGCGCCGCCACCGCCCGGCCAGAGUAUAUUUUACAAAAUUCCUCUAACCUUGGCCCCAUUUUCAUGGAAUGAACUAACAACUGAGAGGAAGCAAGAGUGCUUUACUUUUAUGGGACCAAUCUCUCUCGCUCCUGCUCGCUCUUCUCUGCCUCUCUGUGUGCAUGUGCACAUGAGCUAAUCAGUGAAAGCACAUCACCCUGAGCUCUCCUCCUUCUGUGUCUGGAGUGCUCUUCCUCCCGGCCACACCCCUCCCACAGCACACAGACACAGCAACUUUAACACCGCUCCACUCUCACUCUGACUCUGGCCUUCAUGGCCAGUGAGAUAGCUCAACUGGCAAAGGCGCUUACUGCUGAGCCAGACAAACUAAAUGCCACCCCCAGAACCCAUGCAGUUGAAGGCAAGAACUAUCCUGCAAGUUGUCUUCUGACCUCCGCACAUGCACUGUGGCAUAUGCAUGCCCUCCACACACACACACCCAGAUAAACAAAGGUAAUAAAAAGAAAUUUUAAAAUAUUAUAAUUUGGGUCUUUAAAGACAUCCUUUAUUAGAUAAAGGGAGAUCAAAUAUAUGCUCCAGGAGAGCAUAUAUCUAGAGCGGUCAACAAAAAGCACAUGAAGAACAAACUUUCCUUUUAUGAAACCUCAUGUUAGAAAUGCACUCAAUAGAGUUUAAAUAUUUUCUUAAAAUUUCAAGGUUGCACAUGUAUUCAAUGUAGGAAUCGUUGGUUAGACGAUUAUGGUCCAUGAUUAAUUCAAAAGAAUAUUGCAUUUACCUCAUGUUCACAGUCUAUAAAGCAUUCUCACACUCAUUACCUCAUCAAACCAAUACCUUUCCCACUGACCAAAAAGCCCAUUGACAUCCUUUAGUGUGGGAAUUUGGAAGUAUUAAAUUCACUUACUUGUGACCAUCUAGCACUGAAUUAAAAGAUCCACGGAACCAUGGGACUAAAGCAUGAGCUGUCAAAAUCAAACCACAUUUGACCUUGAAAAGGAAAAGGUUGUUUCGUCCACUGCAAUUUAAUCUGAUUUCAUUUUGCUCUGAUCUGAAUUAACUGUGCUUUAUUCCUUAUGGCUCAUUCUCGAAAAUGACAAUCAUUGCUUCCCAAGUUUCCAGGUAAUUUUGGUGCCCCUAGAAAGAGUCUCCUCACCUUGGUACAAGGGAGUUAAUAGGGUUAUUGUUGUCUGCAAAGAAGUGGGAAUAAUUUCCCAUGUUAUAAGGAAAUGGAAGGCACAGACAUAGGACAAGAUGCUUGGGGAAAAACAGUGGCCAUGAAAUUAUCUAAAACCUGAAUGAACUGUGGCUUUGAAAGUGCUGGGAGGCAAGGGACUUAAUGUCACCAAGCAUUCAAAUGUGAACUUCUUUCCUGGGCAUAUGAAAUCAUGACUCAAGACCAUUACUUAACAAUCCUAAGAUUACAUGGAAGAGUCAAGUGGCAGAAUAUAAAUAAAGAGCAGAAUUUCUCUUGAUUCCACACCUUCAUCCAGCAUUACUUCCCAAAUUCAGGCUGCGUGAGAAAUGAAGAUCCCAAGACUUAAUACAAAGCCAUGUUGCCACUCCAGAUGUUGCCCAAAGGCCUGACCUAGUGAUAGAAUUAAAGCCAAUUGGGUAAAGGACACAUCGUAGGUCAAGGCUGGGAUGUAGUACAAACUGGUUGAUCAGGGAAGUCCCUAGCUUGUACCCUCAUCCCAACCCAAAGAUACACAUUAGUUGCAAGCACCUACUAAGUCUCAUGGUUCUGUGACUAACUGAAAAACCUGCUGAGCAGGCUGCUUGGGGACACAUGCUUGUAAUCCCAUCAUUCAAAGAGGCUGAGGCACAAGAACUGCUACAAGUUCCAGGACAGCCAGGGCUACAUAGUGACACUUUGUCUUAAAAUAACAACCAAAAAACCAAAUCAACAACAAAUAACUCACCACUGACAAAGUCAGAGAAGAGGACCCAAGUCCUAACCAUCAAGCUUUCUUUGAAUCAGGAUUCAUUGGAGAAUGCAUAUCAGGAAAGAGGCAGAGCCACUCACUCACCCCCCUUCCUUACUAAAUAAAUACGAUAUGGCAGUAAAUGGUUUCCUGGAGCCUAGAGACCCAGGCUACAGGAACGGCCUCUAAUAGGAAAAAAUACUCCUGGACUAAGGCACUUAACCAGGAACUCAAAGAAGGAAUCAGUAGUCUGGAUGCAAUGUUAGAAUCCCAGAUUCCACUGUCUCUUGCCUUCCCCCUCCCCCGAGUUCAUACAUUUCUAGGAGAUAUGAUUUAUAUUUCCCCAAAUUCAAAAAUCACUUCCAGAGUAAUAGAACAUGGAGAGACUCUCAUAACUUUAUGGUUUCUUAAGAGAAUCAUUUUAAUGGAUGAUAAAACUUCAUACAUUCAAGACUUCAUUAACUCCCAGGCAAACUUGAAAUUUUUGGUAUAACUCAGAACCUCAAUAUGUAAGACACAUUGUAUCAUUUGGGCCUCUUGCGUAUUCAAGUUUUCCUUUGCAUUGGCUUUAGCUAGGGACUAUGAUAACAAAAAAGUAAAAAUGCUUUCCCUAAAAAAUAUUUUGUUCUGUAAGCUGAGCUUUACUGAUUUGUACAUGAUCUUUCUUGUAUUCGAGACAACAGGGUUUGAGAUGAUACACUCCAGUGAGUUGUGAAACUACAUGGCACAAGCUUCUUUAGUGUCAUUUUAUGUUCUGUUUGAAAUACUAGGCACAUGUUUUGUAAAUUAUAAUUGUACUUGUUAAUAUUAGCCAUAAAUAUUUAUUGCAUUGAAAAAUAUACUCUGUGUUAAAUAACUCAGAACGAGUUCCAGGUGUGGUACUCAGUGUAAAUAAUGUCAUAGCUUGGUUUUGUCUAGACUCUUUGGAUUAAUGAAUUAUGUAGGAGAAAUUCACAAUAUGAACAUGACUGACUCAGAUCCUUUUCCCUUUGCCACGUGUGUAACUAUGUGGCCAUGUGCAACUUGCUCUGUUAAACUGUGCUCUGUGAUUGAAUUUGGAUUUUUCCAGAAAUGCUUCCAAAGCUGCUGUCCCAACCUGUGUGCUUUCUGUGACAGUAACUUGAAUCCAGUGUAGAAAACUGAAUGUUCAAAGUGGUAGAAGAUAAGUAGUUGCUCUUAUUUCCUAACACAAUAAAGCAUAAUUUAUAAACUGGACAGAUGCAUGCAUCCAAUAGUCAAUAAAAUAGUUGCGUGACUGCA
Molecule: messenger RNA, 8407 nt
Organism: Peromyscus maniculatus bairdii (prairie deer mouse)
Lineage: Eukaryota; Metazoa; Chordata; Mammalia; Rodentia; Cricetidae
Gene: Grpr
Product: gastrin releasing peptide receptor
Biological process (GO): G protein-coupled receptor signaling pathway
Cellular component (GO): plasma membrane
Molecular function (GO): neuropeptide receptor activity
Source: RefSeq, a predicted model, not a curated record